Molecule: messenger RNA, 781 nt
Organism: Cebus imitator (Panamanian white-faced capuchin)
Lineage: Eukaryota; Metazoa; Chordata; Mammalia; Primates; Cebidae
Gene: SPADH
Product: major seminal plasma glycoprotein PSP-I
Exons: 4
Coding region: 13-426 (137 amino acids)
Source: RefSeq, a predicted model, not a curated record
GUCCUGCUGAGGAUGAGGCUGUCCAGAGCCUUUGCUUGGGCACUGCUGUGCACUACAGCCACAACAGUUACAGCUCCAUAUGCCACAGCACCCAGUGACUGUGGGGGCCACUACACAGAUGACUAUGGCAGGAUCAUCAACUAUGUUGGGCCGAAAACUGAAUGUGUCUGGGUCAUUGAGUACGAGCCCGGGGAGAUACCCAUGGUGGCCAUUCAAGACCUCAGCAAACUCACCUGUGGCAAAGAGUAUGUGGAAGUGCUGGAUGGACCUCCAGGGUCUAAGUCCUUGGCCAGGAUUUGUAGAGACCUCACUACCUUCUAUCGCUCUUCUUCCAACAUUAUUACCAUCAAGUACUCCAGAGAACCCAGUCAUCCACCCUCCUUCUUUGAAAUAUAUUACUUUAUUGACGUUUGGGCACCUAAAUAGGUAGGUGGGGGGAAGAGGCACCUGCUGAUGCUCCCCUGCCCUGCCUGAGCCUGGUUUUGUAUAUGUUGGGCAGAAGGUACACCUGUGACUGCAGAAAUAAGAUUGAGCCACAGUUCUUUUGGACCAGUGUUGGGUGAGGGAGAGGGAGUGUGACCCAGUGACCCUUCCAGAGAAACAUACGAGUUCUGUCCCAGCAUUUCUGUACACCCAAAUCUUUGAGGUUGGAAGAUCAGAUGUGAAAACUUCAUUGUUCCUGCCCUCUUGGUGUAGAAGCAUGUAUCUCUGAGUAGCCAUCAUCUUUCUCUCUACUGAUUUUUAUAAGCCCUGUGGCAUUUUCUAAUGUAUUUAUGCAAAC